Molecule: messenger RNA, 1476 nt
Organism: Necator americanus (New World hookworm)
Lineage: Eukaryota; Metazoa; Nematoda; Chromadorea; Rhabditida; Ancylostomatidae
Exons: 4
Coding region: 1-1476 (491 amino acids)
Source: RefSeq, a predicted model, not a curated record
AUGCCGCUCUGUCUCACCUUCAUCGUCUUGAAGAAGGCCUUCGACUCAGUUGAGACGGAAGCGGUCGUGGAAGCCUUGGACAACCGAGGCGUCCCUACUCAGUACAUAAAGCAACAGCCAAGAUUGUUAACAAAAUUUAUUACGGCUAAUGUUUGGGCGUUGUCGCCUUCGUCAGAGCCUGGAAAUAACUUCACGACCGGAAUUUCGCCAUUCUACAAGAACAUCAUCAUUUACGUGAAGAGGGGGGUCCGACAGGGUGAUACAAAUUCACCCAAAAUAUUCACAGCCACCCUAGAGAACGCAAUGCGAAAGUUGGAAUGGGACGACAUGAGAGUGAAGGUUGAUGGUCGGCAGCUACACCAUUUGUGCUUUGCUGAUGACAUCGUACUGAUAACACCUAGCAUCAGCCAAGCGGAACGAAUGCUGAUCGAAUUCGACGAAACAUGUGGAUGCAUCGGUCUUCAGUGGAAUCUGCAAAAGACGAUGUUCAUGCGGAACGGAUGGAUCUCGGAUACCCCAUUCACGCCCAACGGAACGAACAUAUCCGAAUGCACCAGCUAUGUUUAUCUGGGUCGGGAAUUGAACAUGAUGAACAACCUGACCCCCGAGCUGGGCAGGAGGAGACGAGCGGCUUGGGGAGCGUACAAGAGCAUCGAGGAUGUAGUGAAGAAGACCAAGAACACCCGGCUCGGUGCUCACCUCUUCAACACCAAUGUACUUCCUGCCUUGACUUAUGCUUCGGAAACCUGGGCGUUUCGCAAGCAGGAAGAAAACGCGGUGAGUGUCAUUGAACGAGCAAUUGAGAGAGUGAUGCUAGGAGUAUCCCGUUUCGUGCAAGUGAGGGACGGGAUUCGAAGUUCUCUCCUACGUCAGCGAUCGAAGAUUAGAGACGCCGCCGCGUUUGCCAAGGAAAGUAAAAUAAAGUGGGCCGGACACGUGAUGCGCUUUAAUGACAACCGUUGGACCAGAGCCGUGAGCGACUGGGUUCCCCGCGAUAUUAAGCGCACCACAGGAGGACCGCCGACCCGAUGGUCAGAUUUCUUCACGAAGUCCUUCAAAGAAAAAUAUGAUGCUCUUCGUGUUCCAUGCGGAAGGAGGAACCACUGGGCUACUCUGGCACGCGAUCGGGACAAAUGGAAGAAUUACUGGCGCCCGCUCGACCAGUUCGAAGAUCAACGGGAGUCAAGAGUUUUGCAUGCACCGUUUGCUGCAUUGCAGGAAACACGCAUCAGGGAUCGCCCUUUCAUCAGUAUCGGCAAUUACACCAUCUACUGUGGCGAUGCUGAUGAAAGGAAAGUAGGAGGCUGCGCAGUAGCUGUUAGGAACGAUUAUAACAACCUGGUGGAGGAGUUUGGAUCAACGUCGUCAAGAUGCGCUUUUUCGAUUGCGGGAUCGCGGAGGACUCAAACUCUGGAUCCUAAGUGCUCACGCACCUACGGAGACCGCGGAGGGCCACAACAAGGACGCAUUUUAUGA